Phlebotomus papatasi is the source of this 1617-nucleotide messenger RNA. It is a transcript of the gene PIG-V, whose product is annotated as GPI mannosyltransferase 2. NCBI's taxonomy places the organism in Eukaryota, Metazoa, Arthropoda, Insecta, Diptera, Psychodidae. The transcript has 2 exons. Gene Ontology annotation, cellular component: endoplasmic reticulum membrane; mannosyltransferase complex. The record is from RefSeq and is a predicted model, not a curated record. Bases 109 to 1566 code for a protein of 485 amino acids. Gene Ontology annotation, biological process: GPI anchor biosynthetic process. Gene Ontology annotation, molecular function: GPI mannosyltransferase activity; alpha-1,6-mannosyltransferase activity.
GAAGGUCCAGAGAUUUAGAAGAACGUGAAAUUCAUCUAGAUAAUGUCCAAAUACACCUGAGAAAAGGGUGUACUCUUCUGCCUUCAAGUGUCCGUAGGGUGUAGAAUAAUGAGAUUAUCGAUCCAACAAUUAGCCCUUUUGAGCCGCAUUCUAGUCAUCUUCAUUCAGUGUCUUGCAAAUCUCCUUCCGGAUCACGAUGCCGGUGUCUUCCUCUCACCUAUGGCUCCAGGGAAGCCUAGGAAGCUCGAUUGGCUGGUUGAGGGAUUGCUGGGUGGCUUAAGGCGAUGGGAUGGUCAGUAUUUUCUGCACAUUGCAGAAUAUGGUUAUACUUAUGAGAAUGUCCUGGCUUUCUUUCCCCUCUUUCCGCUCUGUGUUCGCACAAUUGGUCAGUUUUUGCAGUAUCUCUUGCCAUUUCUGUCCCUCAGGAGUAUCUUGCUGCUCGUGGCAGUGAGUCUCAAUGUGUACUUUUUCGUAAAAGCCACACAGAGUUUGUAUGAAUUGAGUUUCCGGGUAUUGGGUCAGAGAAGUCGCGCUAAAAUUGUGGCUGUCUUGUUCUGCUUCAAUCCCUCCUCGAUAUUCUUCACUGCUCCCUAUUCUGAGAGCUUAUUCGCCUGGCUUACAUUCACUUUUAUGCGUCAAUGUGUCCAGGACAUCUCGGUAUCGAUAACCUUCCCUCUGAGCCUCAGUAUUCUCUGUCGCUCCAAUGGUCUCCUCAACAUUGGUUUCCUCUUCUAUUUCGCCCUGAGGAAAAUAAUCCGGGAAUUGAGUGUAAAGACGUUCCUGGGAGUUGUGCUCAAAUCGGCUGUGAUAUCAUUCUUCGUGGUCUUUCACUUUGGUCUCCUCCAGGCCUAUCACUUCUACCUCUUCUGCCAUCAGCUCAACAUUAAAUUCCCACAGCACGUUGUUGAUUAUGCCCAGGAGAUGAAUUUCACAAUGGCAGGGAAUAAGACAGAAUUCUCUUCGCCCUGGUGCUCUCAGAAAAUCCCAAUGGCCUACAGCUAUGUCCAGAGUCACUACUGGGACGUGGGAUUUAUGAGAUACUAUGAAUUCAAACAACUGCCCAAUUUUCUCCUGGCCAUGCCAAUUGUCAUUGUCAUUCUCAGUAAAUUCCUUCACUACGUCCGAUGCUUUCCAAGGUAUUCCCUCCGGCUGGGAAUCUUCGUCUCAGAUUCUCUGCUCAGGACAAUGAGAAAGGCCGAUAGGGACACCUUUGUCUUUGUCAUCCAUGCCACAGUUCUCACGGUCUUCUGCAUCUUCUUCAUCCAUGUCCAAGUGACCACGAGGAUGCUGGCUUCGGCCAGUCCUGUGCUCUACUGGACAGUUGCAGAAACUUUUCGCUACGUCAAGACGACGACGCCUGAAGAAGUUGCCCAGAAGAGCCUAAGGGCCAAAGUCACCAGCAAGGUCAUGAGCAUUGACGAGGAGACAGAUUCAAUAGACACAGACUUCCUGGAACACUGCUGGUGGGAGAAAUCUAAUCACAGCGGACGUGUCCUUGCAGUCUGGUUUCUCCUCUAUUUCAUCGUGGGCAUUGUGCUCUUCAGCAACUUCCUGCCGUGGACUUAAAUAAAGAAUUCUUUGUAAUUGCGAUUGUCAAUAAAAUUCUUCCAAUAUCAA